GUGUUCUUUCUCAUUCUUCAUUCGAUGUACCUCCGAUCUAUACCGGGUUCAAGUAUACGUGGUCAGAUGGCCUGUUGGCUUUUGUGGGAUUGCUUGACAAUAAGACUCUGCUCCGAGUCGUGACUUUCAAGUUGCGACCUUGAACGGCCCAAUCAUUUUCGACAUCGUAACGACGUUUACGCUAUUUUCACACCGAAGAAGAUACUUUGUAAGUCGAUUGACAUCCGUAGAUUGUUCUGUCAUCAAGAUGAAAAACCAAUUGCUCCCACAGGCUUUCACAGGCAGUCAAGUGGUCACUGUUUCAAGUCUGCUAACGUAGGAAUAAGGGAUGAUAUCGAUGCCGGUCGGUACUCACGACGACAUCAAUGAGGUUAUUGAAAUGUAAGCAUUCAAGGCCGUACUGUCUACGUACGUAUCCAGCGGUUUUGUAUAAAAGAUGACACCGAGAGACGCGAUCCCUGAACCAACGGCUCAUGUUGCUUUUAUGGCACUGGAAGCUUGGGGACACACCAGGUCACUUUGCACUCUGGCAUUGAAAUUAGUUCAAACGCGCCCACUCUAUAUUACUUUCUUCACGUCACCCAAUAUUGCUGAACGUGUCGAAUCGGAAUUGUCACGUAGUUUUGGUCCCGAACAACAAGCAUUGAGGACGCUCGUUAGGGUGGCCGCAAUGGAGGUUGGCAAGGCCACUCCUGUGGACCCUCUGCAAUUCCAAAAAUUCAAUCAAUCAUUCGCCGAAACAUAUGAAAAGCUCGUCAAUGGAGAGAGUAUCACAUGUGCAUACUCUGGGAAGGAGAUCAAGCCCGUCGUGGCUCCAGAUGCGAUCAUCAUGGAUUUCUUCUGUGUCCCUGGGCUCGAAGCCGUCCGCAAGUUCAGCAGGAAACCGGUAAAAGUAUUGGCGUGGAUGUCAGGCCAAGCCGCCUACAUUUUGCAUCCCUACGCACCUGUUAGUAGGGGAGGCAGGGGUGAUUUUCGUCCGAGAAUCAUGGAAGAGGUCGCCAAGACGGGAAGACCGAUUGAAGAAGUCUCCGAGGAGAUUAUGCAUGAAGUCACAGGUGCCAUCGUGCGUACGCCCGGGUUGCCGCCCAUGUAUGAUUAUGAGUUCGCACCACAACAGCGGCCGUUCAAGGGAGUUGGUAUCCUUAUGAUGUUGAUGCACAGCUUCAUUGAUCAAUGCGAUGCUAUUGUCUUGUCCACCGCAGAGCCUUACGAAGCUGAAGCUAUCGCUGAGAUCAAGGCGUGGUUCGCAGAGACCUCUCGCGAGGUGUAUACCUUCGGGCCCCUUCUCCCGUUUGGGCAGAAAGCUAUUGAAGGCGAACAGCGUCAAUCCGAGAAGUCAGCUGAAAUCGCUAAGUUCAUGCAGACUACUCUAGAGUCGCAUGGACCGAAGUCCUUAUUAUAUAUCUCUUUCGGUUCGGUGUUCUGGUCGGUGCAACCUGAAAAGAUUUGGGCCUUUUUAGAUGUUGUCAUGGAAAAGAAGAUUCCGUUCAUCAUGAGUAACGCCUCCCCCUUCGGUACUGUUCCCGAUGAGGUUGUCGCAAAGGUGAAGGCAUACGGUCACGGUCUUCUGUCAAAAUGGAGCCCUCAACAGACGAUCCUUGCUCAUCCGGUUACUGGCUGGUUUGUAACUCAUGGUGGCCAAAACAGCAUCGUGGAAUCCAUAACUCUCGGUGUACCGAUGAUUUGCUGGCCCUUCAGCGCCGACCAGCCUGGCAACGCAGCUCGACUUUCCAGUAUCCUCGACGUGGCUUAUGAACUAUUGGAAGUUCGCACUCCACCCCAUGGAUUCAAACCACUCUACCGUUCCGGCAAGGCUCCCGUUGGUACUGUCGAGGCUGUACGUGAAGAGGCACGUCUUGUCCUUGACAAGGCGUUUGGAGAAGACGGUGCAAAGAAACGUGCAAAUAUCGAAACACUUCGGAGAGCCGUGCUGAAGACAUGGGAUGCAGAUGGGCCUGCGCGCCAUGACUUAGAGAGAUUCAUAGCAACGUUACCGUCUUAGAAUCACAGAUUCUAUGCCCAAGUUGAACAAUUUAGAGUCAUAGUUGAAUGUACCUAUCAGUAGGUGUACGCGUUUAUGAAGACCACAACACAUUGGAUAUUGUU
Molecule: messenger RNA, 2106 nt
Organism: Somion occarium
Lineage: Eukaryota; Fungi; Basidiomycota; Agaricomycetes; Polyporales; Cerrenaceae
Source: the annotation of a GenBank genome assembly